AUGGACCCGUUCGGAGACGACUACGCGGCGGACGGCGACGACGUGUCUCAGGAGGUCGCGGACUUUGCGCCGACGCCUGGAGACACUGCUGGCGAUUUCUACGACGUGGCGCCAGCAGACCACACGCAAGCGACGGAGGAGUCGUAUCAGCAUAUGGAGGGAAUGUCAGGAUACUCGUUCGAGGAGCAGGGAGAGCUGAUUGGCCACGUGCAGACGAGCCGGCCGUCGAUGGCAACUUCUGCGCACAUUCCGCUGAUCGAAGAGGAGAACGAGCUCACGGUGUUCAUGCGCGAGUACGAGCAGAAGAUUGUGCUCAAGGCGCAGGAGCAGGAGCAAGUGGCGGUCGAGUGCAAGGCGAAGGCCGAGGACGACAUGGCACAGUUUGUUGCGGAGCGACAGCGCAUUAAGGAGGCCAAGAUGCAGGCGAAUCGCGUGUUUGAACAAGCUGCACUGGAGAAGAUGGCGGCCGAUUUGGAGAGUGAGAACCCGUGGGAGCGCGUGGUGACGCUCGUGGACCUCGAGACGAAUCGCAAAAAGAGACUUGCGGCUCUUGAUACCAACAAAGACUCGAAGCAGCAGGAUCCGAAACAUGAGGUCGUGUCGGCAACGAAAACGUCCGUGGACGAGGAGGACGUCUCGAGGAUGCGCCAACUGUUUGUGCAGCUCAAGACCACGCCACUGGAGCAGACGCGUGCUAACGCUGUGGCAGUGAAUUGA
Messenger RNA from Hyaloperonospora brassicae, 717 nucleotides. The record is from the annotation of a GenBank genome assembly. Lineage: Eukaryota; Oomycota; Peronosporomycetes; Peronosporales; Peronosporaceae.